Molecule: messenger RNA, 1045 nt
Organism: Camponotus floridanus (Florida carpenter ant)
Lineage: Eukaryota; Metazoa; Arthropoda; Insecta; Hymenoptera; Formicidae
Gene: sturkopf
Product: lipid droplet-associated hydrolase
Exons: 3
Coding region: 36-971 (311 amino acids)
Biological process (GO): lipid storage
Cellular component (GO): lipid droplet
Molecular function (GO): lipase activity
Source: RefSeq, a predicted model, not a curated record
GUUUGACGUUGCACGAUCCAAGAAUAACAACAAAGAUGCGACGAUCGAUGGUAAAUUGCAACCAAGUGCAAACCCAAGUGAUAUCGGAGGGUCGUUGGAUAGAGGAGGAUCCUCUACCCCAUUCCAGCAAGCACGUAGUGCUCGUUAUUCCCGGGAAUCCAGGUGUUCCACGAUUCUACGAAGGGUUCAUCAAGUCGCUCAACUCGAGAUUAACUCUGGAUACACCUGUGUGGGUCGUCGGACACGCUGGACACGUCCAGCCACCGGACAACUUGGAGAUCGCUAUACCCGGCAAUGACAAGUGGGCGGAAUGCUAUAGUUUGACAGCACAGAUUCAACACAAGGUAGAAUUCAUAAAAAAGUAUGUUCCAGAGGACACGCAAUUACAUCUCAUUGGACAUUCCAUAGGUGCCUGGUUUGUGCUCAAUUUACUGAAAAAUCAUGACAUUAGUGGUAGAAUAAGGAGAUGUUAUAUGUUAUUUCCUACGGUAGAAUAUAUGGCAGAGAGCCCUAAUGGAAAGUUCUUUUGUGGCUGUGUAUCACGCAUUGCACCGGUGUUGACUUUUCUAUCUUGGAUCUUUACAGGGAUCUUUCCAGUUUCUCUACAAUCAUUAUUGAUACGCAUUUUUGGUUUAUUUUAUGGUAUUCCAGCCAGAUCUGUUAAAGCGGUUCAGGACUUGUUAAAUCCAAAGGUCUUGGACAGAGUAUUCAAACUUGCCAGAGAAGAAAUGAAAUAUGUUAAAGAAGCUGAUCAUGAAACUAUAUCAAAAUAUACCGAUAAGCUUUGGUUUUAUUAUGGCGCCAGUGAUGGGUGGACUCCAGUGAAAUAUUAUAAAGACAUGGUAUCGAAACAUCCUGAUCUGAAUGUUCAAUUAUGCCAACGUGGUUUCCAACAUUCCUUUGUACUGAAAGACGACAUGGACAUGGGACACAUUGUUGGUGAUCUCAUCAAUGAAGAUUUGAAACAUUGAUAUUUAUCGAUUUAAAUUGCAUUUAAUAGUUAAUUAUUUUAAUUUUUGUGCAAUAUUUUUGGAUAUGGGUUUAU